AAAAUUAAUAAAAUUUUAAUGCCUUAUGAAAAAAUAUAUUAGUUUAAAAUUAUAAUUAUUUUAAUAAAAAGGAAAUUUUAUAAAAAAUUAUUCAACAAAAACUUAAAAUUAUCGAAAAUAAUACCUUGGCGCUUCUCUCAGGUGGAUCAAUACUCAAUCCCGUUUAGUUCCUAUUUUCAAGGAAACAAAAAAAAUUCUUAAUUCUUCAAGAAGAAGAUUCAUAACGAUCAAGUGUUAGGCUUAUAAUAAAUAAAAUUGAUGGUCCACUUGUGCAACGAAUGCGGAAAAAGUUUUAGCACGGCCAGUGGGUUGAAACAACAUGCUCACAUACACAACAGUUUCAAACCUUUUCGAUGUCCUAUUUGCAAUAAAUCAUAUACCCAAUUCUCUAACCUUUGCAGGCACAAACGAAUGCACUCCGAUUGCAAAAAAAUGGGGUAUUUGCCGCUUCCUCAUGGAAACAACGAUUUCAUGCCCGUAAAAAGAGGUAGAAAAAGGCGGUCCGUAUUACCCCAGGAGAUAAAAGCUUAUGUAUCUUAUUCUUCUCCCGGGAUUAUGGAGCCUAUACCAGAAACUCCAACUUGUUUUUACAAAAAUGAUAAAGAAGUUAAUGAUAUAACAAAAUUAGCAUUUAAUUCCGAUAAAAAAUCAAGUCACGUUGUUGAACGUGAAUCACAUGAACACGAGUGGAUGAUUGAUCACCAUAGUCACGAAUUACAUGAUUCUAUACGUAAAGAUAUCACUCAAGAAUCUUUUAAGACUCUGCUUAAAAAUUCCUUAAAGUUAUACAACGUUAAAAAUAAAUUUGCUUCAAAUUAUUUUAAUCGCCUUAAUAUCCCUCCGUAUUAUUACCUUCAUCCUUAUCCUUAUUCAUUUUACUAUUGUAAUUAUCCUAUUAAUACUCAAACUCAACGUUUCUCUAAAAAUUUAUAUCUCAAAAAUAUAGCUCCACAAGCAGCGGAAUCUUCCGCGAAUCAUAUCAACCAAUUAAAGAAUGAAGAGAAAAAAUUUAACGAGACGACAACAAAGUCAGAUGAAAUAAUAAAAACAGGAAAUAGUUUAAUAUCGCGGGCAACAAGGGGUAUGAUUAAAAAAAAAUUUGUUUUAAAAGUCAAACGAACUUGGAAUCAUUCAAAAAAGAACGGUUACAAAAAAUCACUCAAAAGAGCCAUAUUAAUUUUGAAGACCAAUGGUGUUAAAAGAUACAGUCUUAACUACUCACCAUUAUAUUCAAAUUUUUUGAGUUCUCGUCAUUCGUCGAUAAUCAAAUUGGAGUUAUUGCAAGACAAUAAUGAACUAAUUGGUUGUAGCUACUCGCCUAAUCCUAAUUGUGGAAUCGGUAACAUACAGAUGACUACAAAUGGGGAUAACCAGGAAAUAAACACCAUUAGUAUUCCAAAUAUUAACUCAUCCUCUACAAUAACUUUAUCUAACAACGAUAUUCAUAAUAAUUAUUUACCAAAUUUUAGUCCAUCUUUUUCGAAAUACAUUCCAAAUGAUGUGACGAAUCGAAUCUCAGUUGAAGAUUAUAAGAUAAAGCAUACUUCACAAAAUUUGGGCGAGAAAAAUAUUGUAAAGUUUAAUAAGGAAUACGAUGAUUAUGAAUAUAUUAAAACUUCUUUAUGCAAUAAUAAUUUUAGAAGUUUGAUGGUCAAUAAAAUACCAAAUUUAAAUCCUAUUUCUAAGAUGUAUAUGCGGCACGAUAUCGAUGAAUGGAUAAAUGGGACAACUUUGAACUCGAAUGAGAAUGGCAAUAUAUAUUCCAAUUCAAUUUUCCCGAUAUUUUCUAAUCAUAAGCUGAAAAAUAAUAAUAGAGGCGAAUUUAGGGAUGAUACUUUGCGUUCAUUUGACAAAUAUAAUUAUGACUCAACUACGUAUCCAAUAAAUUAUACGUAUUAUCCUAACAUAAUAGAAAAUAAAAAAUUAAGAAAAGUCAGCUCAAAAAGUUCCCCAGAUGAAAAAAUAAGAUGUAGUAGCUCACAAUAUACCCGGUCUUCUAAUAAUCACCCACUUAAUCCAGUCGCAAAUAGAAUAAUUUCUCAGGAUAGCAAUAAUUUACCUUUGGACUUAUCCACAAAAAAGUCUGAUUCCAGUCAAAUUUCCACAAAGCAAUAUAUAAGUACAUCAAAAAAUCUUUAUGCUAUAUUCCCACCACCGACUCUUAAUGUUGACUCGUUUGAAUAUCAAAUGCAUCAAAAAUAUCUCAACGCUUUACCAUUAAAUCCCUUAAAUUUGAAUGAAAAAUCGGUCACUUUUGAUGGCCACAAAAAUUGCUAUGAUAAACAACAGUUCACUAAUGCUAUAUGCUGCCACAAUAAUCACAUUGAAAGAUGGAGAAGGAGCAAUCAUAAAAUUAUUCCGACUUUACCUACACAAGGUUACUAUAAUAACCUUCCAAAAAAUAAUUUUCCGCCGUUACAACGUAAUAAACCAAUUUUGAAUAAUAAUAAUAAACCACCUUCCAUGCUGGAUUAUUAUUAUUUUUAUCACAUGCAAAAUUUAAUUAAUAACAGAGACAUCAAGACUCCUUAUUCUCUAAUUUCAAAUCAAAAAAACAAAUGCCGCUGGGGGAAAAAAAAUUUAGAAGAAAAAGAUCACAAUAAAGUGCUCGCGAUUAACGCUUACGAUUUUGACGAAUCGUUAUUAACUUCUAAUGAUAACCUAAUGUCAAAGAAUGGAUUUAAAAAUAAUUUUAAGAUUGAAAACUUGAUAGAAGUUCUUACUACUUCUUCCAAUCUAAAUUCUACAGCCACUAACAAAGAUGAAAUAACUUUUUCUGCCCACACUCGUGACAAUACCGACGAUAAAACUCAACAUCAGUUGGAUAAUAUAUCUGUGGAAAAAUUUCCGUUACACGCAAGUGAAAUUGUCACUCAUAGUCUUAGCUCUAAAAGCAAUGUAGUAGUGACCAGCCAUUGUUUAGAAAAAUACAAUUGUUGUUAUUGUGGAAAAAUAUUUCCUCGUUCUGCUAACUUAACUAGACAUAUAAGAACUCAUACCGGAGAACAACCAUAUAAAUGUCAAUAUUGUGAGAGAUCCUUUAGUAUAUCAUCCAAUUUGCAAAGACAUAUUAGGAAUAUUCACAAUAGAGAGCGACCUUAUCCAUGUGGCAUGUGCGGGAAAUCUUUCGGACAAUUUACUAAUCUAGAAAGACACCUGAAAAAACAUGAAACAAAUAUUCUACAUGAAAACGACGCCUUAGAGUUAUAUUAAUUAAAUAAACGAUUUUGACGAAGGCAAUGAUGAUCUCAAGACCGUGAAUAAUAAUGAUAACGAUUCCGGGUUCUUUA
Messenger RNA from Gordionus sp. m RMFG-2023, 3290 nucleotides. RefSeq lists its product as uncharacterized. The coding region runs from base 259 to 3213 and encodes 984 amino acids. Gene Ontology annotation, cellular component: nucleus. Gene Ontology annotation, molecular function: DNA-binding transcription factor activity, RNA polymerase II-specific; RNA polymerase II cis-regulatory region sequence-specific DNA binding. Lineage: Eukaryota; Metazoa; Nematomorpha; Gordioida; Chordodea; Parachordodidae. Gene Ontology annotation, biological process: regulation of transcription by RNA polymerase II. The record is from RefSeq and is a predicted model, not a curated record. The transcript is spliced from 4 exons.